Messenger RNA from Podospora bellae-mahoneyi, 3726 nucleotides. RefSeq lists its product as uncharacterized. Gene Ontology annotation, biological process: cell division. The coding region runs from base 2149 to 3726 and encodes 525 amino acids. The transcript is spliced from 2 exons. Gene Ontology annotation, cellular component: plasma membrane. The record is from RefSeq and is a predicted model, not a curated record. NCBI's taxonomy places the organism in Eukaryota, Fungi, Ascomycota, Sordariomycetes, Sordariales, Podosporaceae.
CGGCUUUCGAGCCACACCCCGCUUCCGCUGUUUACAGGAAGAAGAUGGCGGCGUCGAAGAGUCAGGCACGGCACGGAACAGAAACGAAGCCUUAUGAGUGGUUGACCUGAAUAUAAAACCCUUCGUUUCCGCCCAUUAUCAAUCUAUGUUUUGCAGGACAAUUUGGCUCACAGACUGCCCGCCUGAACUCCCGGCCAGGAUCUCUUCCUCCCACCAAAGAGCCGGCAUCUGGAUCGUUUCUAGGGCCGAACGGCAUGUGGACACUCGCCUGUUUUGAGGCGGGCGGACCGCCGACGUCGCUUACGACCGACUCUCAGCAACUCCUCUGUGGUGGAACUGCUGACAAGACGAGGCUGGGCUUGUCCGUCAGGUCAGUGUUCCGAGGACGGUGGAACAAGCGCAACGGGUUCCUGUUUUCCAAGAGGGGCGGUGGAAGAGAAGAGGGCUUUUCGGUACGUCCGCAAAGGGACGAUCUGUGAGCCAUGCAGACGCACAGGGGACGGGAGAUGCGUGAGGAGUAAGAAGUGACGAGGAACGGAGUACAGGAAAACAAAACAGCACCUGAAAAGCCGGAAAGCCUCCCCGUUGGCUGGAAUCCAACGGAAUCAAAAACCGACGACCUGGGAAGAAGCCUACUAUAAGCAGUGUCGUUUUUCUCGCGGUAAAUGCCUCGAUUUGUUGGGUAUUCACGCUUUGCUACGAUGGGAGGACACUGCAGGUCGGCAACUGCACACUGAUGGGUACCCGCCGCAGUGAAGAAGCCGAAUCGGGAGUGCCUGCAGCCACUCGGCAACGGGAAAUGCGCCCCUGAUUCGAUCGAGUCGAGCUCCCUCGACGCUCUUUUCCUCGAACUCUCAAACAGUUUCGAUCGUGACUUCCAGGUUGCACUCAGGCAUCCGAACUCUGCUUUACCACCUUGUUCAGUAUGCUAAAGAAGCCAGGUCUCAAGUUGGGCCUUGGAUGAGGCUAGGGAAGGCCUAUCUAGAAGAGCCUGUGGAAAGCAGCUCACCCAUGACAGCUUCGAGUUGAACAACGCAAGAUACUGGGCUGUUUCCUUCACAGUUGCACAGUCUUCCAUGUUGGGCGGGACACGAUCUCUUCGUGACCCAAACACCCUCGAUCUGGCUAUGUAACCAACAAUUGUGCCCCGCCAUCAACCACUCUUUGCACGCUCAAACUCCAGCCAGUCAGACCAUCACAACCUAAUUAUUCCAAAGUACUGCACCUCCCUCCCCCGCACUCCCAGCAAAAAGGACGCCGCCACAAACCAUACAAAAAGGAAACACCGGCCAGAGCACGCGAGGCCCAAAAUUGACCUUACAUCCGUCGGCCACGCUGAGUUGGAUGAACACCUGGAGUUGCCGACUACCGACAUGGAGCGCGGGGAGAAAACCGGAGGUUCCAUGAUCGCAACCAGCUCGCUCAGGGGUUCUAUAUAUGUACGCUACAGCGAGCGGGCUUUCAAGCAUAAACGACCCUUUUCCCUGCAGGUGACAACGGUGAAACAAAUGCGUCAUCAGUAACUAUAUCUGAAGAUCAGAAAAGAUGUAGAGCUAACCAGAGCAUAAAACUCUCCACCUUUUGUUCCCUGUUUCAUAAUAGACACGGUGGCGGAUGCAAGAGAUGUAUCUUGUGGCAUUGGAGGCUCUGAUUUCAUGCGGCAAACCAAUGACGUCGCCCUUGAAGGGCGAGGCCUCGCGCCCAUGCUCCACACAGGGGAGCUCUCUAAGCGCCCUGGGACCUCUUGCGCGGGGUGCUGGUGUCUCGCUGUUGCUAUUUUGAACACUGGAACAGUUCGUUGGGGCAAGAACUGAAAGUGAUAAGUGAUUUAACCCCGCCUUCUUGGUCAAAUCGUGCCAUUGCGAUAGAGCUAUUCUUGCCAUACACCAAUCUUCCUGGGCGAGCGGUUUUUGGGUGAUUUCAUCGACUUGACGGCUGAGAUAAAGAAGCCCAAGUCGCAGCGUCAUCGCCCCUUUUUCGAGUGCGACACACCUGGACAUCCCGCAUCAUCGCGCGGCGACAAUAUCGGCACAUAUUAACUGAAAGGACAGCCGACGUAAUGGCUUCUGGACACAAUGUGAGCAACCUACCUUGGCCACACCGAUCUCAGACACCCCAAUCCACCGAAAAAACACAUAAUCUAAUCCCAUGCGCCAACCACAGGAUCCAAAGCUGCUGUAUGCCAUCAAUGGUGUAAAGGCAUACCAUAUCGCCAAUGGCAAGGAGCAGCCCCUCACGCCAACGGGCCCGCAGACAUUGUCGCUGCUGAUGGUUCCUACGAGCUCUGUUUUCGCCGACCCGUCCAUCGACCCGGAGACGUCAAACGCCGAGCAGGACUUCUACCUCCAUCUUCACCUGCCCCCUGAGCUCGAUCUCCCGCUGCCAGCCACCACGCAAAUCUACCAUCAGCCGCCAACCAGUUACCUGAUUCCGCGGUGGGAUUUGGGGCCGGACAGCGGCGCAUUCACCAGGAUUGAGUUUCCCUCGGUACAAAGCCGAAAGGGGAUCCAGGAGGACGUCGACACAUUCGAGACCAUUUUGGCGCAAUGCACCGCUUUCCUCGAGAGGGCCCCGCCCCCAAAAAUUCAUGGAAAAAGCGAGAAGCAGUGGUGGGAGGACACCGACCAGAAGGUCAGCAGCGGGGGUACUGGCUCCAAGGCUGCUGUCGCCACAGGCGAACAGUUGCCCGCGUAUAACCCAGCAGACUUCAAACCUGGCGAGGCUUAUGCGCGUGGAGGCCCCUCCAACACCGCUCACGCGCCAGGACAGAUCGUUUUGGUUGAUGAAGAGGACGGCAGCGUGAUUGGCGAGCUUGCCGAGAACUUCCAGGUUGUUGAGCACAGUUCCCUGCAACCUGGAUCGAAAGAUCCGGUCGAGAUCACGCUCCCUGCCGAUGGUGGUUCGAAUGUUCAGGUGGCACCUAUCUCCCCUGAGCUGUGGGAUGCAGAGCUGCAUCCAGCCUACAAGAAUUCCUUCCUUGUCUCGAACGCGCACGCUGCCUCACGGCUCAUCAUCACUGGCUCCGACAUGGUUGCCAAACUUCUCCAAGGCCAGGCCGACAAUUACACCAAGCGAUCCGAGCCUGCUGCGAAGCCCAUGACCUUCAAGCCGACCACCAAGGAACACAUCCGUCGCAUCGGCACCUUUACUGGCGGUGCGGCCACUCUGUCGGCCAAAACGGUAGGCCAGAUUGGCAAAGUUGCACAGAACCUCGGAGCGACGCUCGGUGGACAUGGCAAGAAGGCGACCACUGGUCACAAGGGGUAUGGCCCGGACGGCAAACCGCUUGACACAUAUAAGCCAGGCAUCCUGAACAAGAGCAUGAUGGCUUUUUCCACUGUAAUGGACGGUGUAGAGCAGGCCGGACGUCACUUGCUUGCGUCGACGUCAGAUGCCGCCACAACUGUCGUUCAGCACAAGUGGGGACCCGAGGCAGGAGAGGUGAGCAGGUCGAUUGGUGGUGGCGUCAAGAAUGUCGGACUGGUCUACAUUGAUGUAACGGGCGUCUCGCGCAGGGCCCUGAUCAAGAGCGUGGCCAAGGGUAUGGUUGUGGGCAAGACAUCAAAGGGCGAGUCUAUCGUUGUGGGCGGGGGUGAUGGCGGUGCAGCUGUUAUUGAUAAUGACGGAGGAAAGUCGUCGGUUGACACACAGUCGCUGAGCGGAAUGACAGUUGCGGAGGGGAAGCAACCAGCGAAUGGCAACGGCAACGGAGCUAUCUAUAAGUAG